This is a messenger RNA of Rangifer tarandus platyrhynchus (Svalbard reindeer), 3669 nucleotides long. The record is from the annotation of a GenBank genome assembly. NCBI's taxonomy places the organism in Eukaryota, Metazoa, Chordata, Mammalia, Artiodactyla, Cervidae.
AUGGCUGAUAAUUUGGAUGAAUUUAUUGAAGAGCGAAAAGCCAAAUUGGCCAGAGACAAAGCAGAAUUGGAAAGUGAUCUACCAUACAUGGAAAUGAAGGGAAAAGCAUCAGAGAAGCUUUCUGAAAACAGUAAAAUAUUAAUCUCCAUGGCUAAGGAAAACAUACCACCAAACAGUCAACAGACAAGGGGUUCUUUAGGAAUUGAUUAUGGAUUAAGUUUACCACUUGGGGAAGACUAUGAACAGAAGAAACAUAAGCUGAAAGAAGAAUUGCGACAAGAUUACAGACGCUAUCUUACUCAGGGUAUUACACAAGCAAAAAGAAAGAAAAAUUUUCUAUCCACGAGUGAAACAGAUCCAUCUACUCUGGGAGUUUCUCUUCCUAUUGGUGAGAGGUUGUCUGCUAAGGAAAGGUUGAAACUUGAACGUAACAAAGAAUACAAUCAAUUUCUCAGGGAUAAGGAAGAAUCCACUGAAAAGUUCAGACAGGUAGAAAAGAGUACUGAGCAGAAGAAUCAAAGAAGUAAAAAACCUAUCAGUCAGGUUAAACCUGAUUUACCUUCACAAAUACAGUCAUCUUUCGAAAACUCAGAGGGUCCUAGAAAAGAUGUCUUAACUCCUUCAGAGGCAUAUGAAGAACUUCUAAACCAAAGACGAUUAGAAGAGGACAGGUACCGAAAAUUAGAUGAUGAAAUUGAAUUAAGGAACAGUAGAAGAGUCAUUAAAAAAACUGAUGAAGAAGUGGGCGUUUCCAAUAAAAAACAUCAAAGAUUUGACAGCAAGACUGACAUUCCAGACAGAAGAUUUCACAGGUUUAAUGAGGAUCGUGCUUUUGAUAAACAGUAUUACAGACCAGGCUGUGAUCCAGAAGUAAGUGAAGACAUGGAUGAGAGGUUUAGAUAUGAAAGUGAUUUUGAUAGAAGACUUUUGAGAGUUUAUACAAAAGACAGGAUGUACGGGAACAGACGAGGCAAUGAGCCUCCUAUGGAGUAUGAUGGUGAUGUCACAGAAGAGUCAAACAUACGAAUUUCAUCUGCUGGAAAUCAAAGUGCUCGAGACAAUGAACCAUCCAAACCUACUAAUCGAGAGACGUGCAGUCCUUUUGCGGGAAUGCUCUUUGGGGGUGAAGAUCGAGAACUUAUUCAGAGAAGGAAAGAGAAAUAUAGACAAGAGCUAUUGGAACAAAUGGCUGAACAACAGAGGAACAAGAGACGAGAAAAAGAUUUGGAUCUCAGGGUUGCAGCUUCUGGAGCACAAGACCCUGAGAAAUCGCCUCAUAGACUAAAGCAGUUUAGUGUGGCACCAAGACACUUUGAAGAGACGAUACCACCUGAGAGACCCAGAGUAGCUUUCCAGACACCUCUCCCUCCUCUGUCCGCCCCAUCUGUCCCACCCAUCCCAUCAGUUUCCUCCAUCCCAUCUCAGAACGAAGAUGUGCACAGUGGACUCAGCAGCACUCUUGGUGACAUGGUGCCUCCCAGAGUUGCACCUCUGCCUCCACCUCCCAUGCUGCCCCCUUUGGCUACGAACUACCGAACUCCUUAUGAUGACGUGUACUAUUUCUAUGGGGCCAGGAAUACUUUGGAUCCUGGUCUUGCUUAUUAUGGUUCAGGGAUGAUGGGAGUACAGCCUGCUCCUGCUGCUUAUGUUACAGCUCCUGUUACCCACCAACCAGCACAGCCUAUCGUGAGUACAGUUGGACAGAAUGAGCUCAGAAUUACAAGUAAUCGAGCAAUAAAUUCAGGAUUGUUUUUUGAAGAUAAACCAAAGCCUUCAAAACAGUCACUUCAGUCUUACCAGGAAGCUUUGCAGCAGCAGAUUCAAGAAAGACAAGAAAGAAGAAAGAAAGAACGUGAAGAAAAAGAAGUAUAUGAAGCCAAAUUAGAAGCUGAAAUGAGAAGUUAUAACCCCUGGGGGAAAGGUGGAGGUGGUGCUCCUCUGAGAGAUGACAAAGGAAAUCUGAUAACUGAUUUGAAUAGGAUGCACAGACAAAAUAUAGAUGCCUACCAUAACCCAGAUGCAAGAACAUAUGAAGAUAAAAGGGCUGUUGUAUCUCUAGACCAAAAUUUAGCCACUUCAAAUGCUGAGAACCAAGAAGAUGCUGCAAAUAAAAACUCAGGUCAUAUGCAAACACAGAGCUCUCCGUUUGCUCGGGGAAAUAUUUUUAGUGAGCCUCCAACUGAACUUCAGAUUAAGCAGCAGGAAUUAUACAAGAACUUUCUUCGUUUUCAGAUUGAAGAAAAGAAGCAAAGAGAAGAAGCAGAGCGAGAGAGAUUAAGAAUUGCUGAAGAAAAAGAAGAAAAGCGGCUUGCAGAACAGAGAGCUCGAAUCCAGCAAGAGUAUGAGGAGGAGCAGGAAAAGAAAAGGGAGAAAGAGGAGGAGCAAAGACUGAAAAAUGAAGAGCUUAUUCGGUUAGCUGAAGAAAGACGAAAAGAAGCAGAAAGAAAGAAGAAAGAAGAAGAAGAAAAACGUAACUUACAACUUCAGCACUACUAUGAAAGAGAAAAUAUGGUUGGGGAAGAUACAAAGCACUUGAGACAGCCUUCUCCUGUAGUUCCUGCUCUUCAGAAUAAGAUUGCAAGCAGACUCCAAAGACCUCCUUCAGUUGACAGCAUUAUAACUUCCUUUACUCAGGACAGUUCUGUGUCCAUGGCACAGUCUCCUCCAGUACCUGCCAGGAAAAACCAGCUUCGUGCAGAAGAGGAGAAGAAAAAUGUAAUUAUGGAAUUAUCAGAAAUGAGAAAACAGCUUCGUAGUGAAGAGCGACGUCUGCAGGGGCGGUUACUACACAUUGACAGUGACGACGACGUUCAUAUAAGGAAAAGAGAAAGUUCCAUGGAUGUAUUUGAUAUGGCCAGACAUCGGUUACAAGCUCCUGUCAGAAGACCGUCACCUAAGAGCUUAGACUCUGCUUCUUCUCAGAAUAUUCAUGACUUUAAGGAACUGAAAGACAGAGAUUCAGAAACACGAGCUGAUCCGAAAUCUGUGUACCCAGAUGAUCCAAGAGAUAAUGACACCUUGGAGAUAGAACAGCAAGCCUUGCUAAGAGAGCAGCAGAAGAGACUGAAUAAACUAAAAAUGCAGGAAGGUGCUAAAGCUGACUUGGAUGCUGUCCCAAGCACUAAAGCACGAGACCACAGAAUGCCCAGAGAUGACACUGAUGAUUUCUUGACAAACUCAUUAUUAGAAUCUGAUAGUGCUUUUAUUGGUGCACACGGUGAGACGUACCCUGCCAUUGAGGAUGGGGGCUUCCUGCCACUGUCUCCGCUGCCCUCCGCCAGAGAGCGCAGGAGGAACAAACUGAAAGGAUUGGACUUCGAUAACAGUCACCCUGAUGUGCCACCAGAUGGUGUCUCUUUAAAAUCUGUAUCCAGUAUAAAUAUUGAUCAACUUAGAAUGAGAAAUGAAGAAAGAAUGAGAAGACUGAAUGAACUUCAGAAUAAACCUAUUACUGCAGAUGAUGAGAGUUCACUGGCUGACCCUGAUGACAUCAUGAGGCACCGGGGUGACGACGGAUCAAACUCUGUAGCCACUGAGCCCUGGCUCCGCCCAGGCACCUCGGAAACACUGAAGCGAUUCAUGGCGGAACAGCUGAGGCAGGAACAGCAGCAGGGUCCUGGCAAACUAGGCACUUUCGCCUGGCAGGGCCUGUCUACUGCACACGGUUAA